AUGGAAGCAUUAGACGAAAUACAAUGGAAAUCGCCUGAAUUUAUUCAGGAGAGAGGAUUAAAUACAAGUAAUGUUUUAGAAUAUUUUGCACUUUCACCAUUUUAUGAUCGUACUUCAAAUAAUCAAGUAUUAAUGAUGCAAUUUCAAUAUCAACAAAUUCAAUUACCUAAUAACAUGAAUUUUUAUCAAUAUUUUCAAUCAAGAUUAUCUGAAAUGACUGGGAUUGAAUUUGUUAUUGCAUUUGUUAAAGAGCCUGAUUUUUGGAUAAUAAGAAAACAAAAAAGAUUUAAUCAACAACAUACUUUUACUAUACAAGAUUAUUAUAUAAUUGGUGCAAAUGUUUAUCAAGCUCCUAAGAUUUAUGACGUUUUAUCUGGAAGACUACUAGCUAAUGUUUUAUCGUUAAGACAAUCGAUAGAUACACUAAAUCAAAUGACAAGCUAUCAUAUAUCAGAUGGUGGUCAUUCAUUCAACAACUCAUUACAUGAAAAAAAUAAUACAAAAAAUCAACCUCAAGCAAUGAAACAGGUGACUACUUUAUCUGAUACUUUACCUAUUACUACUGAUACUCCAAUUUCAAUGACUGAUAGCCCUACAAUUGGACAACCACCAAGUGUAACUUCAAAUACCCCCCAAUUAACAACAAAUACUAUAUCUAGUGCAGCCUUCGAUUUGUUAUUGAAUGAAGUUACGAAUGAAGCCAGCAAUGAGAUUUAUUUGGAUGAUAUACCAUUAUAUGGUAAGGGUAGUACGAUAGAGUUGUUGAAUUUGAAAACUAAUGUAUAA
Lodderomyces jiufengensis is the source of this 786-nucleotide messenger RNA. RefSeq names its product mediator of RNA polymerase II transcription subunit 6. Gene Ontology annotation, cellular component: mediator complex; core mediator complex. Gene Ontology annotation, biological process: regulation of transcription by RNA polymerase II. The record is from RefSeq and is a predicted model, not a curated record. The transcript has a single exon. Bases 1 to 786 code for a protein of 261 amino acids. Gene Ontology annotation, molecular function: transcription coactivator activity. NCBI's taxonomy places the organism in Eukaryota, Fungi, Ascomycota, Pichiomycetes, Serinales, Debaryomycetaceae.